Mercenaria mercenaria is the source of this 1590-nucleotide messenger RNA. RefSeq lists its product as uncharacterized. The transcript is spliced from 2 exons. Bases 1 to 1590 code for a protein of 529 amino acids. NCBI's taxonomy places the organism in Eukaryota, Metazoa, Mollusca, Bivalvia, Venerida, Veneridae. The record is from RefSeq and is a predicted model, not a curated record. Gene Ontology annotation, molecular function: zinc ion binding.
AUGGCGGACAGCAUUAAUUGUCAACCAUGUUUAAGGGACGACAAGGAAACUGCUGCAACAGUUUAUUGUUAUAAUUGUGCUGAGAAUAUGUGUGCGGACUGCCAAUCUUACCAUAGAAAAAGUAAAGCAUCUUCGAAUCAUAAACUGUCCAACAGUUUGGAGAAAGAGAAAUGUGAAGAGCUUGUGUCUAUUGCUGAGGAAUGUAAGAAAUCAAAAGAUGAUACCGGAGAACAAAAUGCUUCAAGAAGUGUACAGCAGACACUGAUAGAAUUUGAGAGAUGUAUUGAUGCGUGUCUUAGUUACGAAAGACAAAAUCAAAAAACGGUUCAAGAUUCAAAGCUUCGGAUAAAGCAGGACCUGGAACAAGUAAAACGUCAACUUGAAGAAACUUACCAAACUCUACGGAAAAAUGUUUUAAAGAACACCGAAGAGAUAGGUGAAAAAAUAUUGAAAAGCAGUUCAAACAGAACAGACAAGAUGGACGUUCUGAAAAGGGAGGUAACUGCGUUAAAACUUGAGGCAGACACGGUAGCUACGCAUGGUUCUUCACUCCAAACAUAUCUUCAUACCAGGCAUAGCAGACAAGCAAUUUGUAACUUUCAGGAAUCGAUCCAAAUUCUCAAGCAGGAAGUUGUGUCUUGUGAUAUCGACUUGAAGGAGCACAAACCUUUGACAACCGUCAUCGAAUCUAUUUUAAAUUGCUUUAAAGUCCACGAAAAGUACUCUGAACCAGAUUUACCCAGCUGUCUGGCGUGUGACAUGCCCGCACAAUACAAUGGUCGAAAAUUUCAUGAACGAACUGCCACACUUGAACUUGAAACAUGUUUGAGUGAAGAUAUGGACUGGCCGAGAUCAUGUCAAUGGAUUAGGGAUUAUAUCAUCCUUGCCUCACAAACUAGAAGCAAACUUUUGCUUUAUGACACCACAACGAACACGUCACUGAGCACUUAUCAAUGCACCAACGAACCUUGGUCCAUGACGUCUAUAGAUCAUGAAACAUUUGCUGUUUGUGGCUUGGAUAAACCGAUAGUCGAUAUUCUGAAAAUUGACAGAAAUCAGAUCAAGCUGAAACAGUCCAUCAAUACAAAGUCAGCAGUUGUAGGAUUGUCAUUUGACGGAAGAAAUAAGCAACUGAUUUGUUUGUCGAAAACAGAGAGGGCAAUAUUCUAUCUACGACUUGAUGGUCAAAUCAUGUUUACCGUACCUGUCGGCGAAGAUUUAAAACCGGAUUUAGCAAAAAGCUACUGCCUUGCGCUCGAUAAACGUACACAAAUUAUUUAUAUUUCCUGUUGUGAUUCGGGGAAGGUUUUAGCAAUUACAAAGGAAGGGGAAAAGCUUGGACAGCUUACUCAUGUUGACUCAGUUGCUCUAAGCUGUCCAUGGGAAGUUACUGUUGAUGCUGACAGCAACGUGUAUAUAUGCAUUAUGCACAGUCAGUAUGUUCUACAAUGUGACAAAGACCUCAAUGUCAUCAAAAAACUACUACAAGAAAAUACACCGCUAGGUAUAAGUUUCAACAAAGUCAUGUCCAAAAUAGCACUAACGGGAAAUUUUAAUAGUGGAUGGCUUAAAGUGUACAAAUUGGAAUAA